GAAUAUACCCUUCCCUCUAAUUUUAUGUUAAAUAAUAGUUUAAUGGGCUGUAAAAUGAUUGAAUUGCCCUUAUUAACUCCAAAAAACUAAAAAGUCAUAAUUUCAAUUUAAUUAUUUUAUGUACCUAAAAUUAAAAGACUUCCAACCCUUCUAACCCGACAAAACCUUCUUCUUCCUCUCUACUCCAUCCACACCCUUGUACCUAGGGUGCUUUAAUACAAUGAAGCAAAAGAAAAAGAACAAGAAGGGUUGGAUGGCAGCAAAACUAGAUAUUUCAAAGGCCUAUGAUCGCGUGGAAUGGCACUUCUUAGAGCAAAUGAUGUUAAAAUUAGGAUUCGCAGAGCGAUGGGUAAAAUUGAUGAUGAACUGUGUCACAACAGUAUCUUAUUCCUUGGUGGUGAAUGGGCACCAAACUGAAAUUUUCAAGCCUGAGAGAGGACUGAGGCAAGGUGAUCCCAUUUCACCUUACCUCUUUCUACUAUGCGUGGAAGGCUUGGUUGCUCUCAUUGAUAAAGCCACUAGAGAAAAGAAAAUUCAUGGCAUUAAGUGCUCGGCAAGGGGUCCUGAAAUCUCCCAUCUGCUUUUUGCAGAUGAUAGCAUCUUUUUUACAAGAGCUACCUCGGAGGAGUGCAGCAAACUUAGGGAGAUCUUGAAGAUCUACGAGGAGGAGUCGGGAUAAAUGGUGAAUCUAACAAAAUCUGAGGUUAGCUUCAGCCCAAAUCUAAAUGCUGACACAAGAACCUAUCUGGCAGAGAUUUUGGGGAUGAAGCAAGUGGUAAACCACCAGAAAUACCUAGGACUACCCACAGUAGUUGGUAGGCAGAAGAAGGAAGUAUUUGGGGUACUAGUGGAAAAAGUGAGGAAGAAGAUCAAACAUUGGAAGGGAAAGAUGCUAUCGGUGGCAGCAAAAGAGGUUUUAAUCAAGUCAGUGGCUCAGGCACAGGCCACAUACACGAUGUCAGUUUUCCAGGUUCCGGAUGGAGUAAUUGAUGAAUUAAGGAAAGCUAUUUCAAGUUUCUGGUGGGGACAACAGAAGGAAGAGAGACGAAUCACAUGGAAGGCAUGGAAGAAGCUUUGUAAGCCAAAAGAAGAGGGGGGCCUAGAUUUCAGAGAUCUAAAAACCUUCAACCUGGCCCUACUGGGAAAACAGAUUUGGAAUCUCCUUCAAAACCCAACAUCGCUGGCAGCACGAGUUUUGAAAGCUAAAUACUAUCCAAACUCAGACGUGCUCCAAGCAAGAGUGGGCUAUAACCCCAGCUUCACGUGGAGAAGCCUAAUGGCAGCUCAGACAAUGGUAAAGGAAGGCUUAAGAUGGAUAAUAGGAGAUGGAAGACUGACAAAUAUCUGGCAGGACAGAUGGCUGGCAAAUGCAGAGGAAGAUGGCUACAAGGUAACCACUCCACAGUGCACUAUUGGAGGAACAUCAAUAGUAGCUGAACUAAUUGACCAUGAGAGCAGAAUGUGGAAGUCGAAUAUCCUACAACAGCAUUUCAAUGCUGUGGACAGAGCAAGAAUACAAGGGACCCCAAUCCCCAGGCAACCAGCACAGGAUGAGCGAAUUUGGAGUUUUGAAAAGAAUGGUAAGUUUUCAGUCAGAACAGCCUAUAGAUACUGGUUCAAGAAGAAUACAGAGAAGGAGAUUCAUUGGGAAGAAGUGGAUGUCGAAACAGAAGAACAGGGGAUAGAAGUGGAAGCGUAUGACCCUAUGAAUUGGAAGCGCCUAUGGAAGCUGAUUAUUCCCCCGAAGGUGAAGAUUUUCCUAUGGAAAUUGGCUCACAACAUACUACCCACAGGAAAGAAUCUAGAGUCCAGAAAGAGGGAUGCAAGCCCUAAUUGCCCUUUUUGUGGGCUGGAAGAAACACAAAACCACAUUUUCAGGGAGUGUGACUGGGCAGUAAGGAUAUGGAAACCUACCCCGUUGAGAAAUUUCUUCGAAUUAGAUGGAACCCUAUCCCCUGGAAGCUGGCUGUGCGAAAUUAUGGAAAUGGUAGAUGAUGAUACUUUAGGGCAGCUGGGGGUUCUGCUAUGGUUCAUGUGGUUCGAGAGGAAUAACCAGUGUUUUAACAAUCACAAGGCUGAGGAGUGGGAAAUCGCGGGGAAAGCGUAUGCUUACUGGGAGGAAUACCAAAACCAAAACAAUCAGGGGCCGAUUCAAGUAGAGGAGAGGAGUUAUACCUGGAAAAAACCACCGGAAGGGUGGCUGAAGAUGAACAUCGACGCGGCGGUGAUGGCUGGCCAGGGCACGGGCUAUGGAGCAGUGGUACGAGAUGAGCGGGGGAACUUCCGAUAUGCAGCAAUUCGAAGAGAGAGAGCUCAAUGGUCACCGGAGAUAGCUGAAAUCCGGGCGAUUCAGUUUGGUCUUCGACUGAAGGAAAUGUACGACCUCCAGCAAAUUGUGGUCGAGACUGACUGCCAGCCUGUGUUCCUAUCGCUAUAGAAUAGGGUGAGGACAAGGACUGAGAGUGGGCUUCUGAUUGAAGAAAUUGAAAUGGAAACCAACAGGGCCGGACCGAUCAGUUGGAGUUUUACAAGAAGAGAAGGCAAUCAAGCAGCCCACUUAUUGGCCCAUACCCAAUGCCCUUGGGAUGCAGAGGAAUUUUGGUCUGAAAGACCACCUUUUUUUCUAUUCUCUGUUCUGGAACAAGACUCUAUGAAUAAUUAAUAAAAAUCCAGAUUUUGAUUGUAAAAAAAAAAAAAAGUCAGUUCCUUUUCAGAGCGACAUGGGGCACAAUAAAGCGUUUUAAUUUAU
Molecule: messenger RNA, 2749 nt
Organism: Linum trigynum
Lineage: Eukaryota; Viridiplantae; Streptophyta; Magnoliopsida; Malpighiales; Linaceae
Source: the annotation of a GenBank genome assembly